This is a messenger RNA of Phragmites australis (common reed), 1488 nucleotides long. RefSeq lists its product as uncharacterized. The transcript is spliced from 3 exons. NCBI's taxonomy places the organism in Eukaryota, Viridiplantae, Streptophyta, Magnoliopsida, Poales, Poaceae. The record is from RefSeq and is a predicted model, not a curated record. Bases 105 to 1172 code for a protein of 355 amino acids.
AUGGUUUGGCCACGGAGAACCAGAUCUACGGUUUCCUUCCCAGAACCAGAGCGUCGGCGGCGAUCCAGAAACGUCUUGACGCGGACAAGGGGAAGCGUUUGGAGAUGUCGAGGACCAAUGAGGAAGCGAAGGCCAAGUGGAAGAAUACGUUUGUGGAAGCGGCGAAGGCGCAGUUGGAGAAGGAGGGGGAUGAAGAGAUGGAUUCGCAAUCGGACGAUGAAGCCCUGCAGGCUGAGAAGUUUCGCAAUCACUGGAUCGAGCUAUGGUCCGCCGUCUUCGGUUCAUUCGAGGAGACCACGCACAUUCCUUCCAUGCUUCUCACCGAUAAUCCUGCGCCGCAGCAUGAGCUCGACCUUUGCGAUAGUCUACAGGUCUUUUCAGCUAAGAUUACAGGAAUAAGGGGGGGCUUACAGUUUCCGCUCGAUGUAUUCGGUGUGAUUGCUAUACGCGACUCCAUUGAACCAAGGCGCAACAUCAUCUUCAGCCGCACAAGGGAUAACUGCCAAGCCCUCACUGAAGAGGAUCCAUAUUUACUACUGACAGGUCCAACCCGUGCCGUCUUGGUCAUGGAUCCUGUGACCAUUGAAGUUAUGCUAAAAGUGAAGGGCGCUGUUGAAUCUGAGGAUAAAAUCUUAAACUUUCAAGCUGCAGAGUUGAUAUGCUUUGGCACGAUGGAUUCACUCCUGUUUUCUAGAGCUUACACCAGCAAGCUUAGCACGCUGGAGUUUACACUUGGGCAAAUUGUUUGGUCUGUGGAGGCCACAAUAUUUGUUCAAGUUGUGAAUGGGUCAUGGGCAGAUGGUUUUCUCGGUCAAUUUGCUGCCUUUACCAUCGGUCGUGAUCGUCGUACCUGGAGACAACAUGGUGGUGCAAGUUUCGGUGACGAGAAAGUCGUCCUACUUGAUUCUGGAGAUAAGAACGUGCCUGUUUCAGGUGAUGGGCAGAUUGAGCUUUCUCGUCGUGUUGUUUCUGUUGACGUUUAUGGAAAGCUGAAGCUUUCUGUCAAAGCAUGGCAAGAUGGUAACAGCGUUAUGGAUGAGGUGUGUUUCGAGCCAAGGAAAGCUGGUAGAAGCUAUGGUAUGCUUCAAGUUGGCAUCUGUAAAAUUGAAGUCACUGUCGCCUGGUCGCUCAUUUCGUUUCUGGAUCAUUACGAGCAAUGGUGGGCUAAGUAGGAGUCGGUAUUGUAGCCGUUGCUUCUGAAGGCUAACAUAAACUAAGUAAUGAUGAUACCGGGAUAUGCGUCCCCAGUUUUAACUGUUCUAUGCCACUACUAGCUGCUUAUGUUUCUGCAGACUUGUGAUGUCUGAGUACAUCUUUCUCAUUGGUGGGGUUAUGUUAUUAAUAUAAUAUUUACUGGGCUGCUUUCUCCCUUAGUUUAUGUUAGCCUCUAAAGAAACUAGGCUUCUCUGGAGCUGGGCCUCAAAGCCUAAGGUGUUUGACCAGGUUUUUUCUGCUAUGGCAAAUGAUAUGAAUUAACCCUUAUUAUUA